Striga asiatica is the source of this 1859-nucleotide messenger RNA. Lineage: Eukaryota; Viridiplantae; Streptophyta; Magnoliopsida; Lamiales; Orobanchaceae. The record is from the annotation of a GenBank genome assembly.
CAAAGAUUUAAUUAAACUCAUUCUUAAGUACUGUGGCUCAUUCCCCAUUCUCUCACGUUGCUACAGCCACGUCACCACCGGCGCACCGCCCAUCUCCCCAUUUUACAUAACUGUUGCUACAGCCUACAACAACAAAAAAUUCAUCUGAAACCAUCAAAGUAGGCAUUAUCUGCUCUAAAUAAAUCUCAAAUCUAGGGUUUCCAUAAUUCCAUUCCCCAAUGUUUUCUUCCCCAAAAAAAUAAAUUCAACUUUCAUUUAUGGAGCAGCCCAAACCGAAGAAUUUACCGUUUGUUCGAUAAUCCAAUGAGCUGGAAUGAUGGUUGCUCGUUCUCGAUAUAAAUUAUGGGGGAAUCUCAUAAUCCUGCAUUCAGAAGUAGGAAUCAAGUUCUCUUCGCAGUAGAUGGAUUUGGGAGGCGAGUGCUCUGUACACGAGUCUGUAACAGACAGCGAAGACAUUUUAAAUGGUCCCACUAAAUUCGUAAAUGUUGUCCAAAAAGCUGAGGUUCGAAAAAAUGGAUCUCGUGUAGAAAAUUGUGAUGAUCGUGACUUGUUCCACAAGGUGAAGCUAAAUCAAGUUGAUGUUACCGAGCAUGUCGACCCUAGCAGGAAAGGCCGUGGCUUGAAGAAAUGGAGAAGGAUCACGAGAGACCCAAAGAAGAAGAGCAGGGGCAGUAACUUAAUUACACAUGAAUUGUCGAAUUCAGAAGUCAGCUUGAAGGAGAACUCUCAUUCCAGCUUGGAGUCUGACUCGCGAAGCUCCAAUCUUUUAUUUGUGCAGGGAACUCGCUCAGCAAAUAAUGGGAUGCGGUACGGAAAUGGGGAUGACGUGGCAGGAGGUGAUGAACCAGGUGGACCCGGAUGUGAAGCUGGUGUUGAUGACUCAUCUUUGGAGGUCAAGGAGGAAAGAAGUGAGAAUCAUGGGUUGUUGAGCGAUCAGGAUCCUCUACGUGAGUCCGUGUUUGAACUCGAGUCUGCAAAAGAAGCACUCAAGAAAGAGUUACUAAAGCUUAAGGAAAUUGGGGAAAAUUAUUUGGCCCAUGAUUCAGGUUCAGAUUCGGGCAUGGAAGUUAUAGACGACAAACAGAAUACGAUCUUUGAGCAGAUUCCAUAUGAGGGACCGCAUAGUUUCUCCCAAUCUGUGAAAUCCGAGGUUUUAGAAACAACGAGCAGGGAUGUGGAAGCAGAAGUAGAUUACCUUUUCAAGAAAAAAAUUGAAGCUGAAGUGGAAUAUAUGGCAAUUUCAAAAACAGUCCAAAAGUUGAGGGUUGCAGAAUUAGAUCAGGUCCCUAUUUUGGAAGAACAAAAAGCUUUGGUUUCAGAGCAAACACAGAUACUCGAUAAGCUUGAAGCUGCUGAGAGUAAAGCUGCCUUGCUUGAGAGAGAAGCUGAGAAGUUGGAAAGUAUUUGCCAAGACGUUGCUCGUGCAGAUGAGAUAAUGAAGUUACAGAAAGGGGUUUGUAAGUACAGUUUGUAUUUCUUGGUACAGUUAGUACUGUUGCUAGUUAUGUCAGGGGGCUUUUUGUUUUGGUUAUCGCCUAGUUAUGUGGAGGUUGUGCCCACUUAGGAGUAGGAAUAGUGUUGCUCUCCUUUUUUCUCACUUUGGAUAUGUUUUAAUGUUUUUUUUCUUUUGAAUAUUUUGGGCAAUAGAUUUGUGUCAAUGGUUCUUGAUAUUUGUCCUGUACAGAUCAAAUGUCUGAGUGUAGUUGAUUCAGUGUUUUGAAACUGUCCAGUUGAAAAAUUACAUGACUUGAUCUGGUGGCUUACUGCACUCAAUGUGUAGAAACAGAGUACAGAUGUAGGCCAAGUUUUGAGCCAUUUUCGUUUCCCUUUAAAAAUAAUAUGAGAGCCCAUUUCUUUCU